Molecule: messenger RNA, 1253 nt
Organism: Poecilia reticulata (guppy)
Lineage: Eukaryota; Metazoa; Chordata; Actinopteri; Cyprinodontiformes; Poeciliidae
Source: RefSeq, a predicted model, not a curated record
UGUGCUUCCCAACUGUGUGUCUGAGGCCCUGGCUGUCGCUGUGCUGCAGAGUUCCUCCGGGUUCUGGGAACUUUUUAUGCCCACAGGUUCCACAGACCUGUGGGCAUAAAAAUGCUUCAUCAGCAUUAAAACCGUCCAGUUUGGACCUUCCAGAAACCAAGAAGAGGAAUUGGGGAUUUUCUGAAAACAUUUAGCCUGCCGUCAGCAGGUUUCCUUUGGCUCUGCUCCGAGGAUUUAAACCCAGAUGGAUGAGCUGGAGGCAUCAGAGCUCUGGAGACACCAGCUGAAGAUGCCACAGCACAUCACCGACAUCGACGUUUCUGUGAACCAUGCCGAGGAGAAACAGCUACGGAAACUUGGCUUCACUCAGAUCCACGUGGAUCUGAACUCCGACACUGGAGGAAACCCAGUAUACCUCUGGUACAAAACCAGUGAGUGUCCCGCCAUCACCAGGAUCCAGUUCUCCUUCACCGAUGAGAUGAGAGAAGGCCUGGUCACCGAAGGGUACCACAAGGUGGACAAAAACCUCAACAAAGGAAACAGCGGCAGCGCCAUCUACCUGUGGUUCUUCAAAGGCUGCACUGAUUACGACGUCCCGGUGGUGGAACUGGACGUCUCCACCGAUGCCCAGAGCGACGCCAUGAAGGUCCAGCCGCUGUGGGAGCGGUCAGCCUGCGACCUGAACCGCCGGGCCAGAGGGAAGUGGAUCUACCUGUGGAUGAAGAGGGAGAGGCAGACCUACAUCAGCGACAUCACCGCCACCGCCGACACAUCUCUGGACUCCAGCCUGUUCCGCCAAGGCUACACCCGAAUGGACGAAGACACCAACAGAGACGCAGGCGGGGCUUUCGUCUUCCUCUGGUACCGGCGGACCGCCGACAGCCAGAAGGCCGUCAGAGACCUGCAGGUCUCCACUGACGGGGAGUCUGAGGAGAGUUUCCAGAACCAGAACUACCAGCAGGUGGAGCUGGACCUGAACCAGGGAACCAAAGAAACCCCGGUGUACCUGUGGCUCAAGACCGAGGAGUGCAGCAAAGCGCCCAUCAAGAUGGUGUCCCUGCUCCUUGACCCCAACGCGGUGGAGCCCUACAUGAACGCUGGCGUAGAGGUCAUCGAGAAAAACCUCAACAAUGCUGGCUGCGAAGAGUUCCUGUGCUUUAACUAGGCUGCAGUGUUUCUGAGCAUGCUCAGUGGGAGAAAUGAUCCCAUCAAUCUGAUCGUAUCUGAAUCUUAAUAAAGCAUCUGAUCAUGUC